GGAGUGGCCGGGAGGAGCCUGAGGCCGCCAUUGUUAUUGAGACACCUGAGCCUCCCGGAGAAACCCGAAGAGCUCCUUUGCUCUUGACCUAAGGGAGGGGCCACCACCCGACUUCCGAAACCCUAAAGUGAGGGAGAGGAGACGGACGGAGGGUUAAGAAGGGGCUGCGCGGGCCACCGUAGCAACGAUCUCCGGGGGGACGCGGGUUUCCGCCGGGUUGUUUAUCAUGGCUGCGGGGGCCACGUGACCUUUGCUCAGUCUCCGGAGGUUCUCCGUUUCCCGUAGUCCUGUUGCAUUUAAGUCUCGAUAUUGUCUCCACUUCCCCGGAAUAACUGCUUCACGGUUCUCUGAGAAGCCUGGUUUCUUUUACAUAGAUCUAUAGAAAACAUCUCAAGAAAAUGACACACUGGUUUCAUCGGAACCCCUUAAAAGCCACUGCACCUGUCUCCUUUAAUUAUUAUGGUGUAGCUACAACUCCUGCAGCUUCAAAAAUUUGCAAUGAUUUGAGAACAUCAAGGGCACGACUGCUUGAGCUAUUCACUGACUUGACCUGUAACCCAGAAAUGAUGAAGAAUGCAACAGAUUCCUACUUUUCUCUUUUGCAAGGUUUCAUAAAUUCAUUGGAUAACUCUACCCAAGAAAGCAAAUUAAGAUAUAUUCAAAACUUUAAGUGGACUGAUACAUUACAAGGACACGUUCCAAGUGCCCAGCAAGAUGCUGUGUUUGAGUUGAUUUCCAUGGCAUUUAAUGUAGCCCUGUGGUAUACCAAAUAUGCAUCAAGAUUGGCUGGAAAAGAAAACAUAACAGAAGAUGAAGCAAAAGAAGUUCAUAGAAGCCUAAAAACUGCAGCUGGGAUUUUCAAACAUUUGAAGGAAAACCAUAUUCCCAAACUUAUCACACCUGCAGAAAAAGGCAGGGAUUUGGAAGUCCGACUCAUAGAUUCCUACAUUAUUCAAUGUCAAGCUGAAGCUCAAGAAGUUACAAUUGCUAGAGCAAUUGAACUCAAACAUAAUCCUGGUCUAAUUGCUGCACUGGCAUAUGAAACAGCCAAUUUCUAUCAAAAAGCCGAUCACACUUUAUCCAGUUUGGAGCCUACAUACACUGUUAAAUGGAGAAAAUACCUUCACUUGAAAAUGUGUUUUUAUACAGCUUAUGCUUACUGCUAUCAUGGUCAGACUUUGCUAGCAAGUGAUAAAUGUGGUGAAGCAAUCAGGUCUCUCCAGGAAUCAGAAAAAUUUUAUGCCAAGGCUGAAGCAUUGUGCAAAGAAUAUGGAGAAACCAAAGGUCCUGGAACAACAGCUAAACCUUCAGGACAUCUGUUCUUUAGGAAACUUGGAAGUCUAGUGAAAAAUACUUUAGAAAAAUGUCAGAGAGAAAAUGGAUUCAUCUAUUUCCAAAAAGUUCCAACAGAAGCACCACAGCUUGAACUCAAAGCAAACUAUGGUCUUGUAGAGCCUGUACCCUUUGAAUUUCCUCCUGUAAAUGCACACUGGACGCCAGAAAUGCUAGCUGCAUUUGAUCUCACCAAGAGGCCAAAGGAUGAUAGUGCCAAACCCAAACCAGAGGAAGAAUUGAAACCAGUCAAAGAACCAGAUGUCAAACCACAGAAGGAUAGUGGCUGCCAUAUUUCCUAGAACACCAUAGAAACAGUGAACUCCUCUCUUAAGUGGAUUGGGUUAACUCUGGGACUAGAAUCUUUUUUUGUGAUUCCUCUGGAGCCUGAAGAAUAAUUUGCCUCUUUUCAUGGGCCUUCACUAUGUCAACGCUCACUUUUUAAUAGAGUGGGCUUUUCUUUUUUUUUUAGUGCUUCAUUUCUUAUUUCUUUGUUUCCACUUUAGUCAGUUCACUAGAACAGCUUCUGUAGACCUUACUUUGACUUGAAGAUACAGGAAGAGGGGUUUUUUGAGAACUUGAGAGUAGUAAUGGGUUUCAGAUUAAUAUAUUAAACUAUAAAAAAGAAUCAUUGUUCUCAUUGUCACAAAAAGAUGUGUUUUCAUUUCUCAUCUAUCAUUGAAAUCAGAGAGGUAUGGAUAAGAAUCAACAAAGAAAAACAGUUCUUCCUUAUGGUUGUAUUGCAUCCUUGCACAAACCUGUAACACUCCCAAGUCAUUUCUUAUUUCUCAUGUUUAAUAGCUUUCUUAUAUGGAAGAAUCUGAAAAUCAUUAUCAGCUAGGCUCCUUGAUAUGUAUUUGCUUAAAAUUAAUAUUUUUAAAACCAGAAUUGCAUUGUAUAUGUUGGAAUACUAAGAGAACUGAAUCUUAUUUCUAGUUGACUAAACAGAGGCUUUACUUCUUUCUUGAGCUAAAUAUUUUAAAUCCCUUUUAGAGAGUUUAUGUGGCUUAAGGAACUAAUUUUAUAUAACAAGUUUUAGUAUAUCUGUAUGAAAGAAGGUAAGAAGAAAUUAUUCCUUGGACAUCAUACACCAUAUAAUAAUGCAGAAAAUUUUUAGAAGCUUGAAAAACUACCUGUUUGGAAAUAUACUUGUUACCCUCUAUUUCUCUUUCAAAGAAGUGUUCAUCAUUGUUUUUGGUUUCGCACUUGAAUGUAUUUUCUUUUCAUGAGACUUUCAGUGAUAGUCUGUAAACCUGUCAGAGUGAAUGAAUAAAAAAGCAUUUACCUACUGAGCACUAUGCUAAGCACCUUUGAAGAUACAAAUAUAAAAAGAAAGACAGUCCCUACUCUCAAGGACUUCACAUUCAUCAAGAAAGACCGCACAUAAAAGAAGGUUCUGCUGCAGGGCAGAGGGAAAGGUCUAAAAGUCCUGAGGGUACAACAGCAAGCUGGUCAACACAGCCCAGAGGUCCUUUGGUGUGUCAGGAGGUCUGUUGGGCAUGUUGGAAAGACUGAAAUUAUGACCUGAUAGACCUUAGUAUUGCUUUUGGCCAGAGGACAUUGCAAGACUGAGAGAAUGAGGAGUUAGAUAGAAGGUGAACUGUCUGUAAAUUCGAGCCCUCCAAGCAACGUUAGUAUAUCUGGGCACAGUGGGGUUAUAGUAGAUGGUAUUUUAUUAAAUCGUCAUUUGUUGAAUCUUAGACCUAGAAGACCACCUUAGAAAUGGAUCCUUGAGUCAAAUUCCUUCUUUUGUAGCAUUUGAUUAUUUUGCAGUUUUAACACUUUUAUUAAAUGGUGCAUCACUAAAUAUACUUACAGGAGCCUUUCUGAUUUUGAACUGUUUGUGUAUCUCUUAGUUUGAGAAAGUUCCCUGAGGUGUGACAUAAGCCAUACUGACCAAACGUUAAUCUUGUGUGUCACUGGCUGUGGUAGUCAAGCCUAACACUAACAUUUGUUGUGCUCUGCACAUAAAAAUUUUUCAUGUAUUUUAUAUACUAGUGCAUUUCACCCUAGUUUUUUUUUCCAUUUUUCAUAUUGUGUUUUAUAUGAUUCCCCCUCCCAUACAUAAAAUACAUCUAGUGUGUCAUUUAUUUUUUGUAAGAUAUUGUAAAUACCAAGAUUAAUGAUUAACAGCUUUGUAAAAGGUAGGAAAUGAAUAUCAUGCUUAAAGCUGACAUACAGAAAGAAUCAUCUAUCAUAAAAUUUCAGCAUCAUAUUUGGAGAUUUAAAAAAAAUAAAAGGUGAAGAGGUUGCAUGAAGGUUAGACAUAUAUGUUGUUGUUUGUAUUAGCUGUUCCCCCAUACUUCUUGUGUGACUUAAGCCAGUUCUGGUCUUCUAUUAUUGUCUUAUACCAAAAGCAUUGAUUCUUUAGGCAAUUCCUGUCCCACCUGCCCCUUUUUAAGAAGAGAAAUUUUACAAAUCUAGUUCCUUAGGAUGAUAAGCUCUAUUUCCCUUUGAAUACUUAUGCUUGUACUAAGUUAAUGAGAUAUCUAAUGCUCAACAAAAUAAUGAUUUUUCACUGUAAAGCUGUUAAAAGGUAUAUAUGUAUGUAUGUACAUAUACAUACUGUAUUCAUUGUAUCCAUUUAAUGUUACUUGAUUUCAUGAACUAUUCUGUUUUAAUUAUAUAUGUCUAUGUGCACUCUUUGAUAAAAUGAAUUUUCAUCUGCCCAUCUUGGUAGAAUUUGGCCUAGGUCCAUAGAUGAUAUUAAUAUGUAGCAUAUGUAAUAUGAUGCAGUAUUCUGACCACCAUGGUGGUGGUUGUAUGCUCACAGAAAGAAAACGUAAACAUUGUCACUCUACAAUAUUGUGCAGCAAACUUUGCACUUUACAAAUUUAAUAUUGCAUUUCCAGCGCUAUAUAAAAGUGUUUGUAAUUAGUCUUUUCCCUUUGUUGUACUGAUCAUGUUAGAAUACAAUUAAUAUUCAAAUGAAAAUAUCUUUAGUGUGUAUUUUACUGUCUUCAAAAAAUAAAUUUGUAGUGUCACCUUGGAUGAUCUUAA
This is a messenger RNA of Dromiciops gliroides (monito del monte), 4332 nucleotides long. It is a transcript of the gene BROX, whose product is annotated as BRO1 domain and CAAX motif containing. Bases 399 to 1634 code for a protein of 411 amino acids. Lineage: Eukaryota; Metazoa; Chordata; Mammalia; Microbiotheria; Microbiotheriidae. The transcript has 13 exons. The record is from RefSeq and is a predicted model, not a curated record.